Molecule: messenger RNA, 920 nt
Organism: Solanum verrucosum
Lineage: Eukaryota; Viridiplantae; Streptophyta; Magnoliopsida; Solanales; Solanaceae
Exons: 6
Coding region: 121-720 (199 amino acids)
Source: RefSeq, a predicted model, not a curated record
GAUAAAUUCACAGGGAAGGAAAGAAGAAAAAGACCCGAAUGCGAAAAAAAGCCCUAAAUCGAAGCACACAAUCUUCAGCUAAUAAUCUCUCCAAUUUCCAAUACACCCUAAAUUGAAGCCAUGGCAGGAAGAGAAGUUCGAGAAUACACCAAUCUCACCGAUCCUAAAGAUAAGAAAUUCGGUAAAGGGAAGGAUAAGAUAGAUGACGAGGAGGUCACUUUCCAACGCAUGGUUUCCAAGAUGCAAGAGGUUGCUGGGGAACGUGGAGGUUACCUUCAUGGAAGAGGCGCCCUGGAUAGCGAUGACUUGCUUUACCUCAAGGAGCAGAUGGAAGCCGAGGAAGAUGCUGAACGCCUUCUGCGACGUACGGAAAAACGUGCAUUUCAAGCAUUCAAGAAAGCUGUUGCUGAUUCUUCACCUGCAUCUAUUCCCCUGCCACUUCGUGUUGAGCCCAAGCCAAAAAGUGGGAUCAGGCAGCAAGAUGUACUAAAAAGGGUUUUAGAAGUCAAGCCUAAGAAGCAGAAAGUUUCUAGAGGGUCUGAUGGGAGUAAUUCCAUCUCAAGUACACAGGCUAUUCCUAGUAGCAACUCUGAUUCCAAUCAGGAGAAGCAGAAAGAUAUCUUGCCAGCUAAACCAAAUGACACUGGAAAUGAAACAAAGGUAGAUAAUCCGAUAAAAAGCUUGGUAGCAGCAUAUGAGAGUUCAGAUGAUGAAGAUUGAUUUUGUAUGGAUAUUGACGAAUGAUUCUAAUUAGAUCAUAGUGUUUUAAUCACUCAAAUAUCCUUAGCACUAGUUAUGUGGCCAUUUUGAUCAAGGAUCCAUUGAGCAUGCCUGCGUGCUGAGGCCUAAAUCUUCUUACCCUGAAUUAGCUGACGAGUGAAUAUCCACAAACUGUAUGUUGUAAUUUUACAUAGUUGAGA